AUGGUGUUGUGGAGGUUUCGAACUCAUACAUCUUUCCAAUGCUUUGGUGAGCUUAUGGCCUGGAUUAUAAAAAAUGACAGAGAUCUAGAAUUGUUUACAAUGUUUGUUUGGUCCAUUUGGACUCAAUGGAAUCAAUUGAGGACCCAGCAGUCUUGUUGUCCCACAACCCAGUUGGCUCAGUUUGCAAAGGACAGGUUCAAUGAGUUCAAAGCAAUUAAACCUGUAGCUCAUCCUCGACAGAGACAGCAGUGGACCUCUUGGUCUCCCCCUGCCCAGAAUGUUUUCAAGAUUAAAUAUGAUGGAGCACUCUAUUCCAACACUAACAAGUCAGUAGAGAUUGAGGCUCUGGCUGCUGCCUGUGCUCUUGAGUUUGCUGCUGAUAUUGGGCUUGAUAAUGUUAUAGUGGAAGGUGACUCACUGGUAGUGACGCAAGCUCUGAAAACAAAAGUUGUGGGACUGGCUGCUUAUGGUUUGCUGAUCAAGGAUGCUUUUUCAUUAGCAGGAAAUUUCUCAGAAGUGUUCUACUCUCACACAAAGAGAGAGGGCAACAAAGUUGCACAUUGUUUGGCUAAAUUAGCUGUAAAUUUAGCAGAGUGUGUAAUUUGGAUGGAAGAAGUUCCUCCUACCAUCUAUCAUCUUGUACAGGUUGAUUUGGCCCUUCUAGUUCAAUAA
Molecule: messenger RNA, 672 nt
Organism: Quercus lobata
Lineage: Eukaryota; Viridiplantae; Streptophyta; Magnoliopsida; Fagales; Fagaceae
Exons: 2
Coding region: 1-672 (223 amino acids)
Molecular function (GO): RNA-DNA hybrid ribonuclease activity; nucleic acid binding
Source: RefSeq, a predicted model, not a curated record